Candidula unifasciata is the source of this 753-nucleotide messenger RNA. The record is from the annotation of a GenBank genome assembly. Lineage: Eukaryota; Metazoa; Mollusca; Gastropoda; Stylommatophora; Geomitridae.
ACCAUCCUAGAAUGUCGAGUCUGCAAUGAAGUCUUUCGAUUUCAAGGAGAUAAAGUACCACGCUUGUUAAUUUGUGGCCACACCUGCUGCCAUCAAUGUUUGACAAGAUUACAGUUGCAUGGGAGGUCACUCCUAUGUCCUUUUGACAGACAGCCAACGGAAAUUGGUGAUUCUGGAGUAUGGGGACUGAAGAAAAAUUUUGCUUUAUUAGAAUUGUUGGAAAAACUCCAGUUUCCACCUGUAAAUCCAUCUCACUCAAUACCAGACCAUAUAGUGGCUCGGGAACAAAGCCUGUCAAUCUCCUGUGAUGAAAAUGAGCUUCACAUAGCUGUUAUUUUCUGUAUUGUGUGCAGCACACAUUUAUGUGUAGACUGCUCCGAAAGCACACACUCUACACGGACGUUAGCCCGGCACAAACGUGUCCCCAUUUCUGAGAAACCUAGAGAAAAUCCCAAAUGUGUUUACCACCCCAUGCAUCUGGUGGAAUUUGCUUGUCUGGAGGAUGAGUGCAGGUCAUCCCCUCUCAUGUGCUAUAUAUGCAAGGAUUAUGGACGUCACAUGAAACACAAGCAUUCAUUGUUAGAGUCAGAAGCGGAGAAUGUCCGUACAUCCAUUAAAAGUGCAGUCCAGCACAUAAGAUCCUUCGCUGAGGAAGUGGCAGAUUCUGCGAGAAAACUGGGAGGAGUUAUACAGCAGAUUGAAGGAGGUGUGCAUAUGGGGCAGAAUAGUGACGGGGAAACUACUACACAGCAG